Molecule: messenger RNA, 2904 nt
Organism: Funneliformis caledonium
Lineage: Eukaryota; Fungi; Glomeromycota; Glomeromycetes; Glomerales; Glomeraceae
Source: the annotation of a GenBank genome assembly
AUGUCUGAACAACGUGUUGAAAAUGAUGACAAAGUUUCUCUUUAUACCGAAGAAAAUGUUAAGCAAGAGAUUAAAAAUAUCGUUUGUUCACCGAAUAUGAAAUAUAUGGUUACUAGUGAUGAUGCAUCUUUGAUUUUGUGGACCGUUGAUUUAGAUAAUAACAAAAUCAUAAAAAAUCAAACAUGCGAAGAUUUUCGGGAGCAUUCACCCUCUCUUUUAAGAUUAUCAAAUAGUAACUUAUUGAUUAGUGGUUUUGAGGAUGAAACUGAUUUCUAUGGUCUAACUAUCCUAGAUAUGGAAAAUAUGAAGACUCUGAGAAAUACAAAUACUAAAAUAAAUCCAAGUCACGGAAAUUUUUUACAAUUUCUUCCAAAUGGAAAUCUUCUAUUGUUGCGAGCACAAUAUAUGUUUGUUUUUACAGAAACUUCUUUGAAAAAUUCAACGUAUAAAUAUUCUUCAAAAUAUCGCUUACGCAUGGUCAAUAUUCGAGGUGGCUUAGAAAUGGUUGACCUUCAAAUGCACGACGUGGUCGAUUUUCGAAAAAUAAUUAAAAUGGAGCAAAUAAAUGGAAAAAUUUUCUUUACCCUAAAAGAUUCAGUUAUGAUAAUUCAAGUAAACACAGAAAAAUGGACUAUUGAAAAUAAAUACAUCGUUCCAAAAAGCUAUAAAUGGAUUGGGACAGUAAAUAGCGAUAUGAGUUUAUUUGCAAUAUACUUGAAACAAGCAAAUGGCGCUUUUUUAUGUGUUUAUUCAAUGAAAAAUGGCUUUCUAAUUUCAUCAAGAAAGAUCAAACUUGAGGGUCACGAUACCGAUAUAAAGAUCCGAUUUAUAGAAAGCAAUAAUAUUGAAGUUUUGAUGUUAUAUUCAUUAGACAUAAAGAACGAAGAGAUUAAAUAUGUGGUUACGGAUCCCUAUGAGCUCUCAUACACGUGUGAAUAUAAAUAUGAUCUUAAAAAAUUCAUACCCAAUGGAAUUUUCACAAUUACAAAAUUACCAGCCUCGCAAUAUAAUGAAAUACUUACACAAAUAAUAGAAUAUAACGUUCUCGAAAAGAGUGAUGAAAUUAGUAGAAAGCUGUAUGAUAAUGUCUUUAUCGUUCCCGAUAAGAAUGAUGAAAUGCUAUCUAUUUAUUCAAGAUUUAAAUACAUAAGAGAUUCGUAUGAGGGGAGGAUUAAAAUAGAAGGAGGGAAAGUUGGUGACGUUGGGAAAAAACUGAUAUGGAUUUUCUCUAUUCCUGAUGUUUUAUACGUUUAUAAUAAAACCAAAGAUGUUAAAAUUGUAGAAGACAUUGAUAUAUUUAAAAUUCCUUUAGCUUAUAAGAAUUUAGGCCACGACAUCGAUAUCUUUGGACUUAAAAUGUUGGAUAAUGCUGACGAUGACGUAAUAAUCUAUGACAAAUCUGGAAUCAUUAUUUUUGGCCUUAAAUCCAAUAAGAUUGUUAAGAAAUAUUUUUAUCAUGAUAUAAAAAAAUUUCUUGAAUGCAAAAGAAUUCCAUGCUCAAACCUAGAUAUUCCAGUAGAGGAGGAUAAAAAAAAUAUGAUCAUGGAACUCCUAUAUGCAAAAAUGUAUAUCAUAGAAAAGAGCGAUGAAAUUAUUGAUUUUGCUAUUGAGAAUAAAGAAAGUGAAAUUCUAAGUGAAUGCCUCGACAUAUUAUAUGAGCUCCUUACCAAUGAUAUUGUGACUCAUUUGACUCAUUUUAAAAUCUAUAGAAUUAUCACAAAAUAUCUUCAAAGUUUGUAUUUAGAAUUUCCCAUUCAUUAUUCAAAGUUACUUUCUAAUACCUCAAUUAUUCUAAAUCCGAACAAAGAUGUAUCUUAUUUAUCCAAAGAAAUGCAAUUGUAUUCUCCUAAAUAUAAUUUCUGGAAAGAAUUACUAAAACCACCAACUAAUCCAUUUGUUUCCUUGGAUGAUCAAGCAUUUUAUGAUAGCUGGAAUGCUGAGGCAUUACUCAAUUUCAAAUGGAAUACUUUUGGAAAAUAUUACUAUCGACUUAUGUGGGGAGUUUUUACCAUAUUUUUGGUUUCUUUUGGAGUAGCUUCAACCAUGCCCACAUCUGUUAUUACAGAUACUCUUUUACGUAUUAGCAUUAUUAUUGGUUCAUUUCAUAUUUUUCAUGAACUUAGACAAUAUUUUUGGGAUCCGAUGGAAUAUAUUACAAAUCUAUGGAAUUUUUUUGAUCUUGCUGCAUAUAUUUUACCAGUAUAUACUGCUAUCUUUUGGUUAUGUCGUGAAAAGCCUCAGUUGGCAUUGAUUUCUAUAUCAAAUUUAUUCUUACAUUUUAAAUUUAUCACAUUUUUGCGAGCACUGGAUUACUUUGGUUCUCAUUUUACUAUUAUCGUCGGUGUAGCUAGGAGGAUACUUUCUUUCUUAUUAAUAUUAUUUCUUUUUUUAAUUGGCUUCGCACAUGCUUUUUAUAUUAUUUUGACCCCAAAUGAAAUUUAUGAUAUGAAUCAUCCUGUAAAGAAUGAUGAUCCAAAUAAUCCCUGGAAUCUUGUUGAUCAAUAUCAAUCAGUUUCUCCUGACAACACAAUUAGUUCUGAAAUAGCUUAUAUUAAGCAACCUGAUUCAAAUGUAAAUCAGUUUGCCACUUAUAAAACUUCACUCUUAGCCAUGUAUUUGUUUUUAACGGGAGAUCCUUCGGCACUUAGCUCAUGGACAUAUAUGGAAAAUCCUUUCAUGACAAUUCUGCUAAUUAUGUUUUCAUGCCUAAUUGUUGUUUAUCUCAUGAAUUUAUUUAUUGGGUUGCUUAACUUAGAAAUUGAACAGAAUAAAACACAUUGCCUGUUUAUGCUUCGAAAAGCAAAAGUUUUGGCUGAAAUUGAGCUUUUUCUACUACUUCCAAAUCAACGAAGGUGGCAACAUUGGUUUCCGGAUUUGAUAUUCUAUGAUAUGCCGAUUGAAAAG